AAAUUGCUGUCUGAUGAUGUGACUCAUUAUAUUGUGCCUGACUGGAAAGUGGUCCAAGAUUACCUAGAAAUAUUGGAGUUCCCUGAGCUGAGGGGCAUUGUAUUCAUGCAGACAGCGUGCCAAGCAGUGCAGCAUCAAAGGGGUCGCAGACAGUACAAUAAACUGCGAAAUUUGGUGAGGGAUGCCCGUCAUGAUUGUGUUCUGUUUUUCAAUGAAUUCCAUCUGCUUUCUUAUUUGCCAAGAGACAGAGGAGAGCCUUUGGAGAAGUGGCAGACAAGGAGUAUUUAUAAUGCAUCCGUGUGGUACUAUAAUCAUUUCUUGGGUCAGAUGCCUAUCGUCAUGGUUACAGAGGAUGAAGAAUCUAUCCAGCAACUUGGAAGUGAAACAGAAGGUGUCUUUGUGAUUUCAUUCAAGAAUUAUUUAGACAACUUUUGGCCUGAUUUAAAAGCUGCUCACGAGCUUUUUGAUUCCAUAGUCCAGUCACGACGUGAACGGGAGAAUGAAAGCCAAGAAAAUAAUGGGAAGGAGUAUGCCGAACAUGUCCCCGUGGAAGCGCUGGAAGCAGGGAUCAAAUCGGGAAGAUACGUUCAGGGGGUCCUUAAUGUGAAUAAGCACAGAGCACAAGUAGAAGCCUUUGUACGACUUCAAGGCGCUAGCAACAAAGACACAGAUCUCAAAACUGAUGUCCUUAUUUAUGGCCCGAAAGCCCGAAACAGGGCCAUCCACGGUGAUGUCGUCGCAGUUGAAUUACUACCUAAAAGUGAAUGGAAGGGACGAACGGCUGCUCUUUGCGAGAAUGAAAUGGAAGACAAGUCCUCAGGGGAGGUUUACUGCGAGCCGAUGCCCACAGGUAAAGUUGUUGGCAUCAUACAGAAGAACUGGCGUGAUUAUGUGGUCACUUUUCCAUCUCAAGAAGAGAGCCAGUCGCAUGGCAAAAAUGUACAGAAAAUCCUAGUGACACCUUGGGAUUACCGGAUUCCCAAGAUCAGAAUUAGUACACAGCAGGCUGAGGCACUCCAGGACUUCCGUGUUAUCGUACGUAUCGAUUCUUGGGAGUCAACAUCACUGUAUCCAAAUGGACAUUUUUUGCGGGUUUUGGGACGAAUAGGGGAUCUCGAAGGAGAAAUUCAAACCAUCUUAGUAGAAAACAGCAUUUCUGUUAGUCCUUUCUCUGAAGCACAAAUGUGUGAAAUGCCAGUUGUUGUCCCAGAGAAGCCAUGGAAAGUUGCUCCUGAAGAAGAGCAAAAACGUAUUGAUCUGCGGGAUUCUCAUCUAGUGUUCAGCAUCGAUCCCAAAGGCUGUGAAGAUGUUGAUGAUGCGCUCUCUGUUAGACUCAUGCCCAGUGGAAACCUGGAACUGGGUGUUCAUAUUGCAGAUGUGACACAUUUUGUGGUGGCGAAUUCUUAUACGGAUAUUGAGGCAAGAGCGAGAGCCACAACUUGCUACUUAGCUGAUCGUCGUUAUGACAUGUUGCCUGCAGUGUUGAGUGCCAACUUAUGCUCUCUUCUGGGGAAUGUUGACAGGUAUGCGGUGAGCGUCAUCUGGGAACUUGACCAAAAUUCUUAUGAAAUAAAAAAGGUUACGUAUGGCCGAACCAUUAUUCGCUCUUCCUACAAGCUCUUCUAUGAGGCAGCCCAGGCUUUGCUAGAGGGAGACAUGAGCACAGCGGAUGAAAUCCCAGAGCUCAAAGAACUGGAUGAAAAUGCAAGAAAGCAGAAGUUAAGUGAACUGGUCUGGGCAAUAAGAAAGCUGACGGAUAUUGCCCGGCAUGUUAGAGCCAAACGAGACAGUUGUGGAGCACUGGAAUUGGAAGGGAUUGAGGUCAGAAUUCAGCUGGAUGAUAAAAAGAAUAUCGAUGACCUCAUCCCUCGGCAGCCACUGGAGAUUCACGAGACCAUUGCAGAGUGUAUGAUCCUUGCAAAUCACUGGGUGGCCAAAACUAUCUGGGAGACUUUCCCCCACCAGGCUCUCCUGCGCCAACACCCACCACCGCGGCAGGAGUUUUUUUCUCAGCUGCAAGAAUGUGCAAGUGCAAAGGGCUUCGUCAUAGAUACACGGUCUAACAAGGCACUAGCUGACUCCUUGGAUAGAGCAGUUGACCCUUCGGAUCCUCUUGUGAAUAAGCUGUUGAGAUCAAUGGCCACUCAGGCAAUGUCCAAUGCUGUCUAUUUUUCAACUGGAUCUUGUCCUGAAGAGGAAUUCUCACACUAUGGUCUUGCUUUGGAUAAAUACACCCACUUCACUUCACCCAUUAGGAGAUAUGCUGAUAUAAUAGUCCACAGACUGCUGUUGGCAGCCACUCUGAGAGAAGACAAGGCAGGCACCAGGGACCCCUUGUUGGGCAACAAAGAACUUGAAGAACUGUGUAGACAUAUCAACAACAGAAACAGGGUACGCAACAGGAUACUGGCCAGUGCAGGAUAUGGAAUUAAAGGGGCCGCCUAUAUGAAAAACAAGGAAGGACUGGUCUUAUCUUGUCAAAGUGAUGGGAAUUGUGAAUGGAAACCUGGUUCUCUCCAGCGUUUUCCCAGCAGAAUUAUUUCCACUCCCACAGUUGGGGACGCUGUUACUCUGAGCCUAUUUAACCAUGUGACAGUAAAAGUCUGUGUACAGAGUUCUCGUUGCCAUGCUGAUAGAAUUCAGCUCCAGAUAAUAAAUUGCAAGCCUUACAAGACAUCAGAAACAGAACUGUCUCAGAACUCCCACGUGUCAAGAGCAGAUUUGGUAAGAGAAGUCACAAAGACUGCCGAAGAAGCACAGCAUGCUCACAACAAGGCCCAAAUGAAGAAGAUGGAGGAGGGCUAUGAGGAGUAUCGCCAGACGCAAGGCUCGAGCCUGUAUCAGUUGUUGGAGGAAAUCAAGGACUGGGCUCUCUUAGAUAUAUCUGCGGAGAGUAGAGCAUGAAAUCCGUUUCAUGCAGUUCUUGUGUAAGGGCUUUUAGUUCCGGUCAGCUUUGUACAGGUCAUCUAAUAUAUUUUUAAAAGUUG
Molecule: messenger RNA, 2987 nt
Organism: Pogona vitticeps (central bearded dragon)
Lineage: Eukaryota; Metazoa; Chordata; Lepidosauria; Squamata; Agamidae
Source: RefSeq, a predicted model, not a curated record